AAAACGAUAUACCAUCGGGUGUGAUUGUGUUAAACCCUUAGCCCGACUGUGCGGUGUGUUUGUCGGUGGAAGGAAAAUGCUCUAACAAAAGGUGCUCUCCCCUAUUCCCUUUCCAGGAAAAUUGAAGUGAAGAUAAAUCCGUUUAUUCGAUGUAAAAAAAAAUAUAAAAAUUGUGUUGGAUAGAAAUUAAGUGUUAAACGAGUUUAUAUUGAAGUUAUCAGUGUUAAAAAUCUAAUCGAUGCAAUAGUAAAUAUUAAAAAAAUGGAAUCGGAUUUGAAACGCGACGAUAGUAUUCGUAAAAGUAUCCGCAUCCCGGCGCACAGAUUCGGAAAAGGUUUAGCACCACUACCGCCAAAACCGGAGUACACCAAACUCCAAGAUAUUGACAUCAAACCAUCGAGUUCGCCUAGUCCUAAAAAACUGGGAGCUGGAAGUGGUACAACCGAAACAUCAUUCACGGUCAGCAAACGUUCGCCAAUUGUCUUGCCAAAAUUAUUUCCGUCCAGAAGUGAAUUUCUUGCCGCUAAAGCUAAAGAAGCAAACCGUGCACUGCAUAUAGUUCCGCCGAAAACCAAAGCCGAAAGUCCUCCACCUGAACGACCUCCAAGUCCUCCCAAGACAACCCCCAACAACAGCGCCAUCUCCAAUGGAAAUGGAAGCGCUGUUGAUAUGCCAGAAUCAGAUCCUCUGGGAUCUAUUGAGAAACAUAUAAACGAUGUUGAGGCUUCGUUCAAGAAAAAGCUGAAAUUGAGUACGGAUGAUAUCGAUGAUGAUUUCGUUAAGAAAAGUCGGAGGUAUGGUGAACAUGAGAACCUCCUGCAACCUGGCAACAGUGAUAUAGCCUCAGGAACAGGGCUUUGUUACCUACGUGGCGAGGAUACUGAAACGGGACCAGUGGAAUUCCGACGUGGGUCGGAGAGUCGAAACUCGACUGGAGCCUAUUCGAUCCAACCCCCUGUUCAGACGAAGACUAAAAUCAACCGGACCGCCUCCGACACGAAAAACGUGGAAAUGACGGUAAUGGCAAUGCGAGCUGCUCUGAAGAAUAAGCAAGCUGAAGCGGUAGGAGAUGUACUUGACAAACGAACCGCAUCCCCAACUAAAUCGAAACAGGAGGACCUUAUAAGAAACUUUGCAUCCGCUGCAUCUGCACGUUAUGCAAUGCUUGCUACUGGACAAAAAUCAAGCGGAAAUAGUGCAGCCUUGCGGCAUACCAUCACACCUAACGCUGGUGCAACUACAACAAAUGCAUCUAGUACGAAUUCUAGUACGAAUACAACACCGAGCAGUACACGCAGCAACCGUACUAGACUCUCUGAUAUACAGGGUUCACCAAAUAUGCAGAUGCGUGGUGGCGCACCGAUGCGUUGGCGACCCACCGAAGAACAUAUUGGAAAAUAUAAACUAAUCAAGACUAUUGGAAAAGGAAAUUUUGCUAAAGUGAAAUUAGCAAAACAUUUACCAACGGGUAAAGAAGUUGCAAUUAAGAUCAUAGAUAAAACACAGUUGAAUCCUGGUUCAUUGCAAAAACUAUUUAGAGAAGUUCGAAUUAUGAAAAUGCUAGAUCAUCCGAAUAUUGUCAAAUUAUUCCAAGUUAUUGAAACUGAAAAGACAUUAUAUUUGGUUAUGGAAUAUGCAUCCGGCGGUGAAGUGUUCGACUAUUUAGUACUUCGCGGUCGUAUGAAAGAAAAGGAGGCUCGCGUUAAAUUUAGACAAAUUGUAUCGGCUGUACAAUACUGCCAUCAGAAACGAAUAAUUCAUAGAGACUUAAAAGCUGAAAAUCUUCUAUUAGACAGUGAAUUGAAUAUAAAAAUAGCCGAUUUUGGUUUUUCAAAUGAAUUCACACCAGGAUCCAAGUUAGAUACAUUUUGUGGUAGUCCGCCAUAUGCAGCACCCGAAUUGUUCCAGGGUAAAAAAUAUGAUGGACCCGAAGUUGAUGUAUGGUCACUUGGUGUUAUAUUAUAUACGCUCGUUAGUGGAUCAUUACCAUUUGACGGCUCAACACUUAGAGAAUUACGUGAACGUGUACUCAGAGGAAAAUAUAGGAUUCCAUUCUAUAUGUCAACGGACUGUGAAAAUCUCUUACGUAAAUUCCUUGUAUUAAAUCCAGCUAAACGUGCUAGUCUAGAAGUUAUAAUGAGUGAUAAAUGGAUGAAUAUGGGUUUCGAAGAUGAUGAAUUAAAGCCAUAUAUUGAACCUAAACCAGAUCUCCAGGAUCCCAAACGGAUAGGUAAGACGGAAGCCUUAGUUGCAAUGGGCUAUUCUAAACAAGAAAUUGAAGAUUCAUUGUCACAAGUUCGUUAUGAUGAUGUGUUCGCCACAUAUUUGCUUCUUGGACGAAAGAGCACUGAUCCCGAAAGCGACGGUUCCAGGUCCGGGUCUUCCCUAUCACUGAGUAAUGUUACCGGUAAUGACGGAGCUGCAGCAGGUAAUUCAUCUGUACAGAGUCCAACACAUCGUGGUGUUAUACGAAGUAUUUCAGCUUCCAGUACAAAACCGAGUCGACGAGCUUCAAGCGGUGCCGAAACAUUACAAAUAUUCCAUCGUUUCAUAACAGGUGUUGGACCAACAAAUGCAGCAGCGGCAGCAGCUAUCACAUCAGGUGGAACUAAUCAUGCAGGAACUGGAGCGACCACUGGAACUGAUCGAUCAUCAAUAAGCAGUAACUUUAAACGACAGAACACCAUAGACUCAGCUACAAUUAAAGAAAACACCGCUAGAAUAGCUGCACAAAAUCAACGACCAGCUUCAGCCACGCAAAAGCCAGUAUCAUCGGCUGAUAAUAGUAAGAGCUCCAUUACAAGCCCCGCGAAACCACGUGCAUCCAAGUAUGAUCCACCAAAUGGUAACCGAACAGUCGGUCCAAGCGGUAUGAUUCCACGACGAUCGACAACACUUUAUGAAAAGACUUCAUCAACUGAAAAAACUAAUGUUCUCCCGACCGAAUCGAACUUUGCAACUGCUGUAUCUGAAUUGACCAGAAGUGGAUCGGCUGUGCCAAGUGGUAAAGGUCAUGUUAAAAGCGCUUCAGUCUCUAGUCCUGGUCCAUCAGCUGAUAACAGUGGCGCCACAAAUGACCCACUUGGAUCAAGUUUGCUCGAUCGCCUCAGAAUGACAUCAGCUGUUAAAUCUAGCAGGCACUUCCCCAGGAAUGUUCCAUCGAGGUCGACUUUUCAUUCGGGCCAAACAAGAUCACGAAAUAAUUCUGGACUUGAAUAUCCAGUUGGUGGUGCAACUGGAGACUCUCCGCAUCCAACUCGUGUUAGUUUCUUUUCGAAAUUAUCAUCGCGAUUUAGUAAACGGACGAAUCAAUAAAACUGAAAUUGCUUAGUGAAAAUAUGAAUAUAUUAAAAUACAUAGCUAUUUUGAAAAUAUAUCAAUGAAUCACAAAACACAAAGUAAUUAUUAUUACAUUUACCUUCUUGAACUACUAAAACGUAGUCGGCAUUUAAAUAAAGAAUUGUGUAAGAAAUCAAAUAAGUUUGUUGACUUCAUUAAUGUCUUGUUUUCAUAAAAUAUUUGAGUAAAACAAAGAAUAGCAUGGAAUCGAUUGAAAAUUUAAAUAAGGUAUCUUCAAUCAUAAAAUUUAAUGUACGGAAAAUGUGAUCUUCUGAAAAAUGUUUUAACUGAAAAGGACGUUUAAUAUGGUUUUUUUUGUUUCUAUUAUUUUUGGUGUUACAAUUCCAUGUUUAAAGCCACAGCUUAGGUGAUAAGUUUACACUUUUUUCCAAAGUGUAAAAACAGGAGAACGAGUUUUGAUAUCAAAUACAAUUAAAACGAAUAAGACAGAAUGAACUAAAAAUAUGGCAGCUGUGACCAUUUCAUUUUUCUAAUGAAUCAUUACAUAGUAAUAAGGAAUAAAUCCUCGAUUUUAAUUAGUUCAAGAAAGAAUGUUUCUUUUUUUCAUUUCCAUUUUAAAUAAAAUACCGUGAAGACCUGAAAGUAUCUGAGCCCAGAGCAGUAUUUUUGAAUGCCAGUGGAAUUAGUGAUUUAGAAUCCACCCUACCUUUGAAACAUGUUUGCGCAAAAUGUCUUUUAGCUCUAGAAAAUGAUGUCUAGAGUCAUUAAGAUAUUUCAUUUUCACAAUCUUACUCUAUUUAGAAGUAACGAACAAGUAACUAGAAAAUGUCUUCUAAAUGAGAGUUGUUUCACGAUCUGAAAAAUUUACCUCGAAAAAUGCACAUUGUGUUCGAAUUUUUUGUGUUGCUUUGAGUAGUAUGUUGAAGAACUUCCUAAGUUUUGUUACUCAAUCAAAUAACACGAUUUAUGUUUUUACGAUAUCCGCUAAAAGUGUGCUUGGAAAAAGAAAGAAUAAAAUAGUAAAUGAAAACUAUUAGAAAUUAUGGUGCUGAUAUCAAAAAAACCAUCGCCGGGCAGUGAAUUUUUCUUUCCAAAACUCUUAGACUGCACUCUCAUCGUUUCAAAAUUGAGCGAUUCCCACAAAGGCCAUGUAAAUCUAGCUAGAAAGUUAACGUUCCAAUUCACCGCUGGCGAACAGACUGUGUAGCUGUCAAUUAUAUAAAUGAAUUGAUUAGUAUUAAUCUUAGUAUUUCGUAAUUUUUGGUUCAUUUAAAUCCAAUACUAUCGUCUAGUCGGAUCGAUAUAUUGUUUAAUUUAUUAUCAUCAUUCUAAAGCUACUGCACAUAAGAUUUUUCAAUAUUUCAAUAGUAAUCGCAGUAGUUUUAGAACUUAUUUGUAAUGUAACGAGACAAAAUAAGAGAAUAACAUUUGAAAUGCUUGAGAAUGAUAACUUUUUUAACAAGUGGUAUAUCUGAGGAGUUGACUCAAAGGCAAAGACUGCAAUCUUGAUAUAUCUUUAGAAAUUUAAAAUUGUUGGCUAAAGUAUAAAGUAUGAAUGAAGAAAAAUAAAUGUGUGGUGAUAAGGAAAGGAAUAGAUCAAUUCAGUUUUAAAAAAAAAUAAAUUUCAAACAAUUUCGCUUCCGUAUAAUGCUGCUCCCUAAGCAAUUCAUUUUAAAUUUUGUGUUUUGUGAUCAUAUAGAUUUAGUAAAAAAACGCAAUCAAAAUAAUUUAGACGGAAACAAAGAUGUCCAGGGUAUCUAUAUCAACGUAUUCCAACUUGAACGUCGCAUCGAUUCAAUGCACUGUCCACAGUCCAAGAACGCCGAAAACCACUAUUUCAACAGGGGCAAAAACAAAAGUGAAGAAAAAAUCCACGAGGCUUGUUGGUUUCAGCUUCCAAAAUCUAUUGAGGACAAGAUUCGACAAAAAAAAACCACAAUCUAAAGUUAUACUAAGAAUAAAUAAAUGUUCUAGUUCAACGUUCCAUAUAUUACUAUAUGUGCUGAGAAGCAUUUUACUUGUUUUUAUUUUUUAUUAGAAAGAACACACACUGUAACUUCGGACGAACUAAAAAGUUUAUAUUGUAUUAAUGUUCUGCUACGCUUUAUUUGUAAGUGAAAUUAUAAUUAUGUUUAUUAAAAAAGAAAAUACUACAAAAAACCAAA
Molecule: messenger RNA, 5465 nt
Organism: Hermetia illucens (black soldier fly)
Lineage: Eukaryota; Metazoa; Arthropoda; Insecta; Diptera; Stratiomyidae
Gene: par-1
Product: serine/threonine-protein kinase MARK2
Exons: 14
Coding region: 262-3315 (1017 amino acids)
Biological process (GO): microtubule cytoskeleton organization; protein phosphorylation; intracellular signal transduction
Cellular component (GO): cytoplasm
Molecular function (GO): protein serine/threonine kinase activity; ATP binding; tau-protein kinase activity
Source: RefSeq, a predicted model, not a curated record